Molecule: messenger RNA, 1731 nt
Organism: Nerophis lumbriciformis (worm pipefish)
Lineage: Eukaryota; Metazoa; Chordata; Actinopteri; Syngnathiformes; Syngnathidae
Source: RefSeq, a predicted model, not a curated record
AUGCCACUUCCGCCCUGUUCGACCGUGCCGGCAGCACAAUUGCUCAGGCAGACCCUGCUAAAGAGCAGCUACUCCACGAUUAUUUCCGAGUCGCUGGAUGCCACUUCCGCCCUGUUCGACCGUGCCGGCAGCACAAUUGCUCAGGCAGUUUCGAUUCCAAUACAUCUGGGUGUUCUGGCCGAGCUGGGCAAGCGCUUCGCCGCCGCUUACCCCGAAGGAAAGGCAAUGCCAGGCGAUGUGUAUGCCAUCAACGAUCCGUACUCAGGCGGCACCCACUUGCCGGAUAUCGCUGUCGCAGCGCCCGUCUUUUUUGAUAGAAGGCUGGUUGGCUACGUCGUCACCAUGACCCACCAUCAGGAUAUCGGGGGUUCCGUGCCCGGCAGCACAGCGAUCAACGUGUUCGAUCACUUUGCCGAAGGACUGAGAAUCCCAAUGAUUCGGCUGGUUAAGGCUGGUGAAACUGAUGAAGACAUCGUCGCCAUGAUGAUGGCCAAUAGUCGUACACCUGACAAUAUUCGUGGCGACUUGAACGCGCAGAUGGCCGCGUGCAAAACGGGUGUGGAACGGCUUGCGACGAUUGUUGACCAUUGGGGUUUGGAAGCAGUCAAUGAGGGCACCCAGGAGCUGCUCGCCUACGCAGAGAGACUGACGCGGAUUGAAAUCUCGAAGAUUCCCGACGGCGACUACUGCUUCGAAGACUUCAUGGAUGACGACGGCUCUGGCCCAGAUGUCGAGCCCAUCCCAUUUCGGUUGAAAAUGACGGUAAAGGGUUCCGGGGUUCACUUCGAUUUCACUGGAACAGGUGCCCAAGUCACAACGGCAAUCAAUAACGUGCCCUACUCUGCGAUUUCUUCGGUCUACUAUGCGAUACGCACACUGACCGGUGAUUCCGCGCCAAACAAUGACGGUUGCUAUAGAGCAGUCUCGGUGCACCUACCUAAGGGCAGCAUUGUGAACCCUGAGUUUCCGGCACCCAUUAACGCCCGGGCAGUCUGCUUGCGACGGGUCAUCGACACAGUACUUGGGGUAAUGGCGCAAGCCAUUCCAGAACGCAUGACCGCGGCCCACUGCGGACAAAGCUCGCUCAUCCAUAUCGGCACAACCGAUCCAGACACCGGUAAACGUAUCGUGGCUACGGUCGGCGGCCCAUGGAUGGGUGGGAUGGGUGCGAGAUCGAGCAAAGACGGCAUCGAUGUGACCGACCAUGAUGCCUCUAACGUUUUUCAUAUGCCGAUAGAAACCAGCGAGGCAGAGCUUCCCAUCCGCUUCCACCGAGUGGGGCUGUGGCAGGACUCUGGCGGGGCCGGUAAAUGGCGGGGUGGACUGGGCUAUGAGGAAGAAUUCGAAUGGCUGCGUGGUACUGGGGUCACGACUGUUCGACGAGACCGCCACAAAUUCGGCCCGUGGGGUCUUGCCGGUGGGCAUGGCGGCCCAUGCUGCAAAACUAAAAUUUCCAGAGCCGGGGCUUCACCCGAAAACCUACCAUCGAAAGGCGUCUAUCAACUACACCCCGGUGAUAGAAUUCAACUGUGGACAACAGGCAGUGGCGGCCAUGGGUCGCCACUGGCACGCGACGUCCAGCGAGUCGUAGACGAUGUUCGCGAUGGCAAGGUUUCCGCCAAAUCCGCCGAGGAUGCCUAUGGCGUGGCCUUAGUAGACGGUAAGGCCGACCCAGCCCGCACCGAGGCGUCCCGUGCGGGCAUGUUGGCCCCCGGGCGAGCCAGCCAAUAA